Messenger RNA from Bemisia tabaci, 6091 nucleotides. The record is from RefSeq and is a predicted model, not a curated record. NCBI's taxonomy places the organism in Eukaryota, Metazoa, Arthropoda, Insecta, Hemiptera, Aleyrodidae.
CUUAUUUAUUCUCUUGGUCCAUGUUCGAGUCUCUUUGAUUUAGAUUUAGUGUUUUAUCUUGUUUCCAUGAGUUAUUACGGCAUUUGGAAGCCGUAUGCAAGCCAUGUAGCUACUUAUUGUUUCGCACCCAUCUUUUAUUCUAUUCAAUUGCAGGAACAAUUAUGGAUGCCAUUUCUGACGAGGACCGAAAAAUCCGUCUUCGGAAAUUGGAGGAAAGGAUUCAAGAUCCUCGAAGUGUUGCAAAUGUAGACUGUUUGCUGGACAUGGUGCAAGCCCUCGUUGCAGACUGUGAUUAUCCAGCCGUUAAACGGAUGAAAAACAUUGAAUCCUUUAUGCAACGUUAUGAUUCUGUUGCCGGUGACAUAGAAAAUUUACGAAUGAAACCAGAUGACUUCCAGGUGUUAAAAAUAAUUGGACGCGGGGCUUUCGGUGAAAUCCAAUUGGUAAGGCACAAGUACACUAAAAAGGUAUAUGCCAUGAAAUUGCUGAAUAAAUUUGAUAUGAUUAAGAGAUCAGACUCAGCUUUUUUUUGGGAAGAGAGAGAUAUAAUGGCACACGCUAAUUCAGAAUGGAUUGUUCAGCUUCAUUUUGCAUUCCAAGAUCAUAGAUAUCUGUACAUGGUCAUGGAUUAUAUGCCUGGAGGCGAUCUUGUAAAUUUAAUGUCAGACUAUGAUGUACCUGAAAGUUGGGCUCAGUUUUAUUGCGCAGAGGUUGUCAUGGCAUUAGAUGCCAUUCACUCUAUGGGGUUUGUUCACAGGGAUGUUAAACCAGAUAAUAUGCUACUAGAUAAGCAUGGCCAUUUAAAAUUGGCAGAUUUUGGCACGUGUAUGAGGAUAGAUUCGGAUGGACUCGUGAGAUCAGAUAGAGCUGUAGGAACCCCUGACUAUAUAUCUCCGGAAGUUCUCGUAUCUCAAAGCCAAGAAGGUAUCUAUGGACUUGAGUGUGAUUGGUGGUCUGUUGGCGUGUUUCUGUAUGAAAUGUUGGUCGGAGACACACCAUUUUAUGCGGAUUCUCUCGUAGGCACCUAUAGCAAAAUUAUGGAUCAUCAAAAUCAGUUACAUUUUCCACCCGAAAUAGAAAUUAGCAAAAAUGCCAUGAGUUUAAUCCGUGGACUAUUGACUGAUAGAACGCAGAGACUUGGUCGUAAUGGGGUGAAAGAAAUUAAGAAUCAUCCAUUUUUUAAAAAUGAUGCAUGGACUUUUGAGAAUCUCCGGGAAUGUGUUCCACCUGUAGUUCCAGAACUAUCUGGAGAUGAUGAUACAAGUUAUUUUGAUGAUGUCGAAAAAGAUGAAAGUCCUGAAGAAGGUUUUCCAGCGCCUAAAGCAUUUGCAGGCAACCAUCUACCAUUCAUUGGUUUUACGUAUUCAAGAGAUUAUCAACUUCUAGGCAGUGAAAAAAGUGAAAAGAUUCCUUACACUAGUGACAUGGUGGACAAUAGUAAACUAAACCAGAAUCAUGUUGGUGUUCAUAAUUUCGAACUAGGCAAAAAAAUUAGAGAAGUAGAAGACUUAGAGGGAAGAUACAAUGAGUUAAUAGAACAAUUAAAACAAAUCUCAAUGUCUGAAGCUUUACUUUCUGAGGAGAAUAGCAGAUUAGAAAAAUCUCUAACAAUUCUCAAACAUGAUUUAAAAGAGCAACAAAGGAAGGCGGAAAUUGAGAUGGAGGGGAAAAGAAAAAUGGAAUCGUUAUUACAGGAAUUGAAGCGAAAAUUAGAAGAAGAACAAAAUAAAAUGACAAGAGAGUUGAACAACAACCAGCAAGUUAAUGACAAGAUAAACAACUUACAACGACAGGUUUCAGAAAUUCAAGAAAAAUUCAAGACUGAAGCGGAAGGAAGUUCUCGCCUGAGAAAACAAAUUUCAGAGCUAACAGUUGCCAAAACAGCCAGCGAGCAACUAGCAAAUGAGAUGCAAAGUCUCAAUACCUCGCUCCAAAACCAAAGAGAAGCCUUGCAACAGGAAGUUGCCUCCUUGCAAGGUCAACUCUCCCAAGAGAAAAGUUCACGGAUUCAGGCAUCUGAUCUGCAUAAGGAACUUGAGGAGCGAUUGAUAAAACUUCAUGGAGAUUUAGACCGAGGAGAGCUGAGAGAAAGCAAAUUAGCAGAAGACAACAGACAGAUGAACGAAAAAAUAUCAUUUCUGGAGAAAGAGUGUGUCUCUCUGCGCUCUGAGUUGAAGGCAUCCCAGAAUAGAUAUCAACAAGAAGUAAGAGCACAUGAAGAAACAGAGAAGAGCCGACUCGUCAGUAAAGAAGAGGCAAAUCUUGAAGUUGUUAAAGUUCGAAUGGACUGCAUUUUUCGAGCUCUGCAAGCUAAAUUGAAUGAAGAAAAAAGUGCAAGGCAAAAGUCUGAUCUUACGUGUCAGGAGAAGGAACGUCAAAUGUCAAUGUUAUCAGUUGACUAUCGCCAAAUUCAACAACGAUUGCAAAAACUAGAGGGAGAGCAUCGUCAAGAAGUAGAUAAGAGCAAAACAUUACAGGCUCAAGUAGAACAAGAGCAGAUGAAAAAAUCCAGUCUGCAGUCCGAGUUAGGCUUUCAAACAUCAGAAGUAGCGCACUUGAAAGCAAGAGAGGCUCAACUCACUGUAGAAGUGAUGGGCUUGAGGGAAAGCAAGCGUAUCAUCGAUGAAGAACUUCACAAACUCAAAACCCAGCAUUCAGUGGACAACCUUCAAAUGAAAGAACUUCAAGACCAAUUUGAAGCAGAGAACUUUUUCUCGAAAUUGUACAAGACUCAAGCUCAAGAACUGAGAGAAGAAUUAGAUGAGAAAAAUAAAGCUAUUGCUGAGUUAGAAGAAGAAAGAAGCUCCAUCACCCACCAGCUGCAGAUAGCAUUGGCAAGAGCAGACAGCGAAGCUCUGGCCCGAUCUAUCGCCGAAGAAACAGUAGCAGAUCUUGAGAAAGAAAAAACUAUUAAAGAAUUGGAACUCAAGGAUCUACUAGCUAAACACAGAGUUGAUAUCUCGUCCAAAGAUAACUGUCUCUCAUCGAUCAAAGAAAAAGAACUAGAAUUGAAGAGAACUGUUGAGCAACUCAUGAAAGAAAAAGAAGAGUUAAGUAUUCAAAUUAACAAGAUGCAUGAAGAUUCACAGCUCAUCAAAGGUGAUGAAUUAGAAAAGUUGCACAAGCAGCUGAAAACAGAGCAACUAUUGAAGGCACAGGCUGUCAACAAACUGGCUGAAAUUAUGAACCGUAAGGGAAUGAGCACAACAAGUAAUAAGAUCAAAGUUUCGACUUCAGUUCUGAAAAAGAAAGAAAAAGAGUGUCGCAAGCUCCAACAAGAACUUACACAAGAGCGAGAAAAAUACAAUCAGAUGGUUGACAAGUUGACGAAGGACUUACAAGAACUGCAGGUUCAGUUCGCAGAAGAAAAUUCAAGUAAGUUAAGACUUCAGAUGGAAUUAGACUCCAAAGAGUCUGAAAUAGAGCAACUUCAGGGAAGAUUAGCUACACUAGGUGGUGAGACAGCUUCACUCAGCAGCGCUGAUAAUGAAAAUGAUGAAGUGUACAUGCAAGAUAGUCGACUGGAAGGCUGGUUGUCAGUACCCAACAAACAGAACAUUAAAAGGCACGGCUGGAAGAAGCAGUAUGUUGUUGUCUCCUCCAAAAAGAUCAUUUUUUAUAAUUCUGAAAAUGAUAAACAAAACACUGAUCCAGUCCUCAUUCUUGAUCUCAGCAAAGUUUUUCAUGUGCGCUCUGUCACGCAAGGUGAUGUCAUCCGUGCAGAUGCGAAAGACAUUCCUCGUAUAUUUCAGCUACUGUAUGCUGGAGAAGGUGAAGCACGAAAACCAAACGAAGCAUUAGAUCAAAGUACUUUUAGAAGUGAUGAAAAACCUGGCACAGUUAUGUUCAAGGGUCAUGAAUUCCUUCAAAUUUCUUAUCAUAUUCCAACAAAUUGUGAGGUUUGCUCAAAACCAUGUUGGCAUAUGCUGAGACCUCCUCCUGCUAUGGAAUGUAGACGUUGCCGCAUCAAAGUGCAUAAAGAUCAUCUUGAUAAGAAAGAAGAAGCAGCCAUUGCACCCUGUAAAUUACACUGUGAUCCUAACUCUGCCAAAGAACUUCUCAUCCUAGCUUCAAAUACUGAUGACCAAAAACUUUGGGUACAGAGGUUAAGCAAGAAAAUUCAGAAGUGUGGUUAUAAAGCGAACAAUUUUGAUGGUGCCAAAGUAUCGCCUAGGGAAUCGACUAGGACAACUCUCAAACCAUACUCAUCAGCACAGCAAAGAUCAGCAACACUUCCUGCCAAGUGAGAUUCCAGUUUUGAAAGAAUUCGGUCUCGUAAAAAGGGACUUUGCAAGUAGGCAAAUCUUACAUGAGCCUCUAGAUUUCAAACAUUGAAUGUUAUUGGAAGGUUUUUGCAUAUUUCUGAGAGGAUUUAUCUUUUAUACUUAACUACGAAAGUUCCUGGACUUUUGCUGGGGUAUUUUAUAACAUAUAAAGACUGCUCUUUUUCACAAUGAUAUGAAUGAAAAUGAUUGAUUUAUCUCUAAAUUUUAAGAUCACCUCUCAUAGUAAAAGGUGCUCAAUAUAUUAUUGUGCCAGUCUCAUUGCUACUCUCAUUAACUCUGCGUUAGUGUUGUACGUUUUAAAAAAAAAUUGUGUACAUAUUCCUGUGUAUUCAGUUUUCUUAUAUUUUUCUACGGAACUUUUUAUCAGCGCUGUAAUUUUAAAUGUAGAAUUAAUUUUAAUUUACAGCGUGCAAGCCCGUUUAUCUAAACGUAAUUUAAGAUUAAUUUCAAAGCUUGAUUACCAUUUUGUGAUGAAGUUACCCAAUUAUUUAGCUUGACGUCAAAGAAUUUCUGUUUUAAUGUAGCAGUGUAUCCUGUUCAUGUACUAAGAUAGUAUAAUUGUGGAACUAAUUUUAUUUAUUAAUUUUUUUUUUUAAAAAAAAAUAUGAAUCUCUUUUUGUAAUUUCAAGUAACAUGCAGCUGAACUUGCAUAAGCAACUUACUUUUAACGGAUUGUGAAACUUCAAGGCCAGCAACCCAAAACAAUGUCACCAGUAUCUGUCUUUCUAUCUGAAAUUGAUAGAAACAUCUGCUUGUCCAAGAAAAUGUAGAGCAAUUUGUCAAACUUUAACAUUUAAGUAAUACCAAGCCUUUUGGCUCAGCUGCCCAUAGCUACAAGUGGGAACAUUUUCCCUAAGUAAACUUCCUCAGUGGGCACUCGCCCAAUGCUUGCUAUUGAUUUUCUUGUCUAGCAUGGUCAUUCGUUUGAUAGCAGUUACUGAAUAGGUUUUUAGUCUACUACUGUUUAGUUUUUGUCUCUUUGCCUUCAGACAGAGCUUCUGUUCAGUAGUAUGUCAUGGCAUUGCUAGUUGAACCCUAUUCCACCCUUGAUGAUUUCCUUCAGAGAGACUUCUUAGUAUUAUAAUGUCUUUUAAUAAUAUCUAUGCUUUUGGAUUAACAUUGACAGCAUAUUUUGUCAGUGGAAAAAAAAUUAAUGUCAGCAUAUUAGCAUAAUAAAUUAAUGUCAGCGUAGGAUAUUCUAACCCCAAAAAAAUAUUUGGAUAACUUCAAGUUACCUCGAUCUCCCGGGGCCAAAACUCUCUGUUUGAGUACUAGGAAUAAUGAAAACUCUGUACGUAAGAAUAUCUCUCAAAUAACCUUGAAAUAUUUUUAGGCUGCCCUCGUGCUAAAAUUGACAAUACCUGUUUCUAAGUAUCUUAAAAAAAUAAAUAAAAAAAAAAUUGCUAAAAAUAUUGUUGCCGACAGUUGAUGUCACACAUUUUCAGUAUAUUUUUUUAAAAUUUUAUACGAAAGAAUUUUUAAGAUAUUGUAGUGCAUAUUAUUGGAAAGCUUGUAAACAUGUUUGUAAAAUAUUUUUGUAAUUAUAUUGGUAAAAACAUUGAAAAUAAUUUUAAAAAUUCUUUUGUAUUUAUACUGUAAUCAAGAACAUCCUGGCAAUAUUGAAAAUAUUUUUUGAAGAAAAUAUUGCUACUGUAUAGGGUCUCUGCCAUGCAUUACUGCAAAUGUAAUAUAAAUUAUAUGGACCAGUAUCGAACCGAAAAACCUCUUCAAAAUGACAAUUUCAUCGGAAUAUUCCUGGAAAAGGAAUUUUUCAUUUCGGGUCUGUCUUAUAAUACAGGGUGUCC